AUGUGUGUACUAAAGAAGACUGGCCUCCAAAAUUUAUAUAAAGCAUUAACGAACAGUUUCAUGGAUGAAGAUGAGGAGCCCAUAAUUGUCUGUUUCAUCUGUCAUGCUAGACUCAUUCGAUGCAGAACAUUGCAACAACAAGCUAUUGAGUCAAAUGCAGUUCUAGAGCAGUUGCUUGCUGGAGGGUCCAUGUCAAUACCAAAACCACAUGAGUUUAGAGAUGAGAUUCAAUUCACAUCAAUCAAUCAUAUAGAUAUCUGGCCAGUAGAGUGUGAUAUAGAAAAUGAUUGUAAUGAUGACAUUUUUAGCCUUGAAUCUGUUAAAGUUGAGGAAGAGAAAAUCGAAAACAAGAAUUUUAAAACUGAAGUAAACUGGAGUCAUGAAAUAGAUACUGGUGAAAAACAAGAAGACUUGGAGAUUGAUGCUUUUGAAGAUCGACAUGAGGAUUCGGAGAAUAACUUGCCACUAAUUUCGUUAGGUCCAAAGAGUAAAACAGAUGACGUUAUAAUAGAACAACCCUGCAUACAAACAAAUAUUUUUUCAAAACCGUACAUUAAUAAAAAAAUCUGUCCAACGAAAAAGCUACAUAGAUUUGACCAAAUGAAACACGGGAUUCUUCCAAAUUCACUCCACUAUAUUGGAACGGUUGACCUUGUGCCUUAUUGA
Molecule: messenger RNA, 666 nt
Organism: Parnassius apollo (apollo)
Lineage: Eukaryota; Metazoa; Arthropoda; Insecta; Lepidoptera; Papilionidae
Source: the annotation of a GenBank genome assembly